Molecule: messenger RNA, 2838 nt
Organism: Acanthochromis polyacanthus (spiny chromis)
Lineage: Eukaryota; Metazoa; Chordata; Actinopteri; Pomacentridae
Product: zinc finger protein 436-like
Exons: 3
Coding region: 91-2007 (638 amino acids)
Biological process (GO): regulation of transcription by RNA polymerase II
Molecular function (GO): DNA-binding transcription factor activity; RNA polymerase II cis-regulatory region sequence-specific DNA binding
Source: RefSeq, a predicted model, not a curated record
AAGUGAAGUUAAGCUAAGCCGUUAGCUAACGAAAAGUGCUACAAACAUUAGCUUUACUGAUGUGUGGAAGUUUUUUCACUGUAAGUAGCGAUGAGUUCAGUCCAGAAUCUGAGAGAGUUGAUCAACGAGCGACUAACUGCUGCUGCUGAAGAAAUAUUCACGGAGUUUGAGAAAACCAUCGUCCAGUACGAGGAGGAGAUCGAUCGUCAGCGCAGACUGCUAGAUAACAUCUGGAAACCCGAGAUAAAGUUACACACAACAGACCUUCUACAGCAACAUGUCCAGGAGGAGAAUGUUCUUGAAGAGCAGAAUCUCUGCAACCACAAGAGGAAUUCCAAUCUGGACCAGGAGAACCCAGAGGUUCCACGGAUGAAAGAAGAGCAGGAGGAGCUCUGCAUCAGUCAGGAGGGAGAGCAGCUUAUACAGAUGCAAGAAGCCGAUAUGCUGAUUCAAUGCAAAUCCGAAUGUGAAGAAAUCUCCAUAGAAAUGUUGAGAGUUUCCAGUAACACACUCGACCAGUUCGAUGAAGAGAUCGAUUAUCAGCGCUGGCUGAAGGAUAUCAUCGGGAAACCACGAAUAAUGCUACACAGAAUCGAUCUCCCACAGCAGCAACAUGUCUAUGAAGAGGGGAUUGGUCUCACUGACCAGGAGCUAAGUAACCAGGAAGACUCAGGGCCUUCACAGAUUAAAGAGCAACAGGAUCAACUCUGCUCCAGCCUGGAUGAGAAGGACCGAGAGCCUUCACACAGUAAUGAUGAACAGGAGCAACUAUGCACCAGCCUGGAUCAGAAAGAGUUAGAGCUUCCACAGAAUAAAGAGGAACAAAUGAAACUCUGCACCAGUUUGGACCAUAAGGACCCAGACCCCCCACAGACGAAAGAUAAACAGGAGGAACUUUGGACCAGUCAGCAGAGACAGCAGAUUAUACUGAAGCAAACAACGGACACCUUUCUAUCAACUCCAACUGAUGAGGACAGUGACUACAGUGCACUAGACCCAAUCAGCGACCAGCUCCUCUCUUAUAAUUUGCCAGUAGGUCAGAGCCCACAUAGGGAAGGAGGUGAGCAUGUAGACUCAGAUUCACCUACAAAUGCUGUGCUAAAGCCAAAGAAAAGUCACGAGUUAGUCAGUCAGAUGAACAAUGUAGACAAGUCUUCACUGUCAGAAAGUCAUUGUGAUACUGACACAGGUAAAAAGUCUGUAAGAUGUGAUGUUUGUGGAAACACCUUUACGAAUAAAUACCAAAUCAAGAAAUGUCACCAAAUCCACAAAGCUGGAAAAUCAUAUGCUUGCAAGACAUGCAGAAAAAAUGUUAGUUUUCAUAGGAAGGUGUACCCUUGUGAAAGAUGUGGAAAAUGUUUCAACCAAAGUGGCACUCUGACUAUCCACAUGAGAACUCACACAGGUGAGAAGCCGUAUUCUUGUGAGACAUGUGGGAAAAGUUUUCAUCAACGUAGUAAUCUGAUUGGCCACUUGCGAACACACACAGGUGAGAAGUUGGUUUCUUGCAAAACAUGUGAAAAAUCUUUCAGUAAAAGUAGUAGUCUGAUUGUCCACAUGAGAACUCACACAGGCGAGAAGCCUUACUUUUGUGAGACAUGUGGCAAAAAUUUCAAUAAGAGAAGUAUUCUGACUGUCCACAUGAGAACACACACAGGUGAGAAGCCGUAUUCUUGUAAAACCUGCGGAAAAAGUUUCACUCAACGCAAUGGUUUGUUGUUCCACUUGAGAACACACACAGGUCAGAAGCCUUAUUUUUGUGAAACAUGUGGCAAAAGUUACAGUCAACGUAGUAAUCUGACUGUGCACAUGAGAACUCACACAGGUGAGAAGCCAUAUUUUUGUGAGAUAUGUGGAAAAACUUUCCGUCAAAGUAGUCUUCUGACUGUCCACAUGAGAAAUCACACGGGUGAGAAGCCUUAUUUUUGUGAAACAUGUGGCAAAAGUUACAGUCAACGUAGUAAUCUGACUGUGCACAUGAGAACUCACACAGGUGAGAAGCUGUAGUUCUGGAACAACGGUGGGAACAGAGCUUGAAAAAACAAAAUGCUUUACAUCUUUCAGGGUAAAAAUAGGUCUUGUUGAUUUAAAGUGCCUUUAGAACGCUUCAACAACGAUUCUAUGAGUUUACUGGAUGUCAGAUUGUGAUACAUAAAUACUGAAUUAUCUAUCAACUAUGGAUCUUGAGCAACUUUUACAGAAGCACAUUGUAUUUACAAAAGACAGACAACUGGAGACAUCAUAGUUGACCUAAUAGUUAAUUUAAUGUUGUUUAUCAAUUUCUGCUAGAGCUAAGUGGGAUAUAAAUGUAUAAAUAUAAAUGUGUUUUUUUGGUAAGUAAAUUAUUUUAGCAAUUGUCAAGUCAUGAGUUCAUGUAUAUGUACAUUAGUUGUAGUCCAGUUAAUGUUACUUUCUGUUACUAAUGUUUGUACAAAAUUAAAUUCAACCAGUUUGUAAUGCUGUAAAAUCUUUUAAGUAACAGACCUAAUCGUUUUCAUAUCAGAUAAAGAUUCAGCUUUCUAAAUGACAAUUUCAUUUUAAAGAUCAACCCGGAGAGAUUUCUGUUUCCUUCAAAGUAAUUUGUUCAGAUCAGAUGACUUUGAUGUCACACACUUUAGGUUUUGCUUUGUGAGUGGUGUAUUUAGAUGAAUUGUAAUGCAAUUGUAUAAUUAUUUAUAUUGAUAUUUAUUUGAACAUUUCCAGAAACAGAUUAUUUAGUUAAGUUCUGUUGGUACCUUCAGUCUGGUUGGUUGAUAAAAUGAUGAAGAUACAUGGCUUUGGUGUCGCUGUUUGUGUGACAUAUUUUAACACUAAAAAUAAAAUUGUUUCUUUCACUAA